UGACGACCACCUGCUGAUCAGGUGGUCGUUGAGGACCGUGCUAUCUGUUGUUCCUCCGUGCCUCUUACCGAGCAAAGGAACACCAUGAAGAGUGUCGUUCCUUUAGCACUGGCUCUUGCGGCCGUGCUAAUGCUAGGGCCUGCAACAACCUUCGCCGAUACAGAAAAUGAAGCUGGCAAUGAACUGAGGGCUGCUGUAACCCGACUCCAGGUGGCCCUCAAUCAGCAGUCAGAAGUGCUCCGAAGUCUGUUAAAAACGAAGUUCUUUGAACCUCGCUGCCCUUACCCCUUCAGUAAUGUCAUGGACGAAUGCUUCUUCGUGAGUAACUUUAAGCUCUAUUGGCAUGAAGCGCACCUCCAUUGCCUUGGAAUGGGGGCCGAUCUGGCAAUGCACACUCAGCUCCACGCGCUCAAGACCUUCGUCAUACAAGAAUCAUUUCGAAGUGGCUCUUUGUGGCUUGGAAGUACAGACGAAGAGAUUGAGGGGGAGUGGAAGUGGCUUGACGGAGAGCCCAUCGAUGAAGGCCUGUGGGCAGAGGGAAAUCCGAACAACAAAAACGGAAAUCAACACUGCCUCGUCAUGACCGUUCAACAAACCCCGUCCUUACGAAACGUUGAUUGCAGUUUGCUUUCCUACUUUGCGUGUCACUACAAACGCGAAGGAGAAGACACCAUAUGAAUGAUUUAAUGCAGCAGGCGGAGGAGACAAUUCCGAAUGCGACAAGGAAUAGAUUGGGAAUGUAGUUAUAUAUCAAAGUAAAGUGUAGGAAAGGAAAAAUCACGAAAGCCUGAAGGGAGGGAUUGAUGACUAAUUCGUCGAAAAUAAUAACGGACAAUAGCGAGGAGGUGAGUGUUUCGAUCCCGUCUCGCCUUUACUGUUAUGGUAUCUAUUAUUAUGAUUAUUCUUGAUUUAUAAUUCGUAGGCAAAGGGAAAGUGUAAAGUUAACCUUAGAAAUGAAUUAAUUUAGUAAAAGGAUAUUCCUAUUAUUUUCUUAUAUUCGUUAUUGCUUUUGUUAAGGAACCGAUGGUAGUAUGCCACCUGUUCAUUAUCAUUUGAUUAUAAAAUA
Penaeus chinensis is the source of this 1066-nucleotide messenger RNA. Its product is annotated as lectin BRA-3-like. The coding region runs from base 85 to 678 and encodes 197 amino acids. The transcript is spliced from 4 exons. The record is from RefSeq and is a predicted model, not a curated record. Lineage: Eukaryota; Metazoa; Arthropoda; Malacostraca; Decapoda; Penaeidae.